AUGGCUGUCGUUGCUGCUGAGAUCCCUGAUGAGUUCGGUCCUAGUCCCAUGGAGGGUUUGGUGUUAAGGUUUCUAAAAGAACAUCGAUCGUGCGCUGUUUGGGAAGGCGAGGAUCCGGGGACACUGAAAUGCCGUGGUCGUAAUGAGGAGUUCCGAAAACAACGCCCGAUGGUGGAUGAUCGUGUCCUCGACAUUGUCAAGAGAGUUGGAUUAGAGGGGCUGUAUAGGACCCCAUCUAGAGAGAUUGAUAAUAACUUGAUGAUGGCCUUUGUUGGGCGAUGGAGGCCUGAAACCCACACCUUCCACCUGCCACAUGGUGAGACAACGAUCACAUUACAAGAUGUGGAGGUUCUUUUGGGGAUUCCAAUCGAUGGUGAGGCAAUUGUUGGAACAACUGACUUGGUGUGGGCUGCUGAAUGUCGGGAGAUGCUUGGAAUUGUUAUUAACAGUGUGGUGCUUCAAGGACAACGAAUCCAGAUUAACCGGUUACUUCAAAAAGUAGACCAAGGGUUGCCCGAUGGUGCAGCAGAGGAUGUUGUGCAUCAGUAUGCAUGGUGUUAUAUUCUAGCACUCCUGGGGGACACAAUUUUCGCCAACAAUUUUGGCGAUAGGGUGCAUAUGAUGUGGUUGCAGAUGUUGAGGGACCUUCGCAAUCCACCUCGGUACAGUUGGGGGAGUGCUUGUCUUGCAUGGUUGAACAGAGAGUUAUGCAAGGCAACCGACAGAGGUGCUAGUCAGAUUGGUGGGGCCUUGAUACUAGUUCAGUAUUGGGCAUGGUUCAAAUUCCCUUUUUUGUGCCCAAGGAUGGACCUCCCACCAGAUGGUGCAUAUGGCCCACCAUUACCACCUUGCCCAUUUUCCAUUAAGUAA
Quercus robur (English oak) is the source of this 870-nucleotide messenger RNA. RefSeq names its product protein MAIN-LIKE 2-like. The coding region runs from base 1 to 870 and encodes 289 amino acids. The record is from RefSeq and is a predicted model, not a curated record. Gene Ontology annotation, biological process: meristem development; meristem maintenance. The transcript has 2 exons. NCBI's taxonomy places the organism in Eukaryota, Viridiplantae, Streptophyta, Magnoliopsida, Fagales, Fagaceae.